Penicillium riverlandense is the source of this 1200-nucleotide messenger RNA. Its product is annotated as agmatinase. The record is from RefSeq and is a predicted model, not a curated record. The transcript has 6 exons. NCBI's taxonomy places the organism in Eukaryota, Fungi, Ascomycota, Eurotiomycetes, Eurotiales, Aspergillaceae. Bases 1 to 1200 code for a protein of 399 amino acids. Gene Ontology annotation, molecular function: metal ion binding; agmatinase activity.
AUGUUUUCUUCGACAAUUGGCAUUCUUGCCCUAUCCACCCUCGCCGCGGCGCAUGGGGACCACAGCCAGAUCGCGCUGGGCCCGCACCAGGGAUUGUGGUACAACACACUCCCCGGAGACGGAGGCACCCAGGCCGACUCGGUGUUCUCUGGCAUCUCAACCUUCGGCCGACUGCCCUAUUUCCCAUGCCUGUCCAGCGAAGCUGAAAGAUACGACAUUGCGUUCAUAGGAGCUCCCUUUGACACGGGUACCUCGUACAGACCGGGAGCACGGUUCGGACCCAAAUUGCUUACGUCGGGUCACGUCUGGAACCAUCAAGGCUCACGCAAAUUGGGAUUCAGCGGGGGCUACAAUGUCCCGUUGGAGGCGAAUCCGUUUAGUAGCGAUAUGCGGAUCUUGGAUUGUGGGGAUAUCCCGGUGACUUCAUAUGACAACGCUUGGGCCAUCCAGCAGAUUGAAGAAGGCCACAACAGUGUGCUUAUGCGCAAGCCGUUCACCGAUGCCGACCAGUAUGGUCUGUCCCGGGCUGGGAAGACCCUUCCCCGGAUUAUCACUUUGGGGGGAGACCACACCAUCACUCUGCCGCUGCUACGCAGUAUCAACAAGGCCUACGGACCCGUGACGGUGAUCCACUUUGAUAGUCACCUAGACACCUGGAAACCCAAGGUGUUCGGUGGUUCGCCCAGCCAGGUGGCCGCGAUCAACCACGGCACGUACUUCUAUCAUGCUGCGAUGGAAGGCCUACUUAAAAACGACACCAACAUCCACGCGGGUAUCCGCACGACGCUGUCUGGACCGUCGGACUAUGAGAACGAUGGGUACUGUGGAUUUGAGAUCGUCGAGGCCCGCGAAAUCGAUACCAUUGGCACGGACGGUAUCAUCAAGAAGAUCCGUGACCGGGUGGGGAGCGAGAAUCCGGUUUAUCUCUCGAUCGAUAUCGACACUCUGGACCCUGCGUUUGCGCCGGCCACUGGUACUCCGGAGACUGGCGGCUGGUCUACGCGGGAGCUACGGACGAUUAUCCGUGGACUGGAUGGAUUGAACUUCAUCGGAGCGGACAUUGUUGAGGUGGCCCCGGCAUAUGACACCAAUGCCGAACUGUCCACCAUGGCGGCCGCCGACGUGCUCUAUGAGGUGCUCACGAUCAUGGUCAAGAAAGGACCAUUGUCCAUCAGUAGUCCAGCCCACGAGCAGCUGUGA